Molecule: messenger RNA, 2489 nt
Organism: Plectropomus leopardus (leopard coralgrouper)
Lineage: Eukaryota; Metazoa; Chordata; Actinopteri; Perciformes; Serranidae
Gene: leng1
Product: leukocyte receptor cluster (LRC) member 1
Source: RefSeq, a predicted model, not a curated record
UCCUGUGGGUCACUGCAGCCAGCAGCAAGAGCAACUCUUCUUCCAGCAAGUCGGUGACAGUAUUUUUAUUACAUUUUUUACUUGUUAAAAUGAUGAUUUUGUUGUGAGAAAGCAAGUUAAGUGUGUGUGCUCGAGGCUGAGUCGUUAAAGUGUAGUGUUUAGUUGGAAAGUAGCAGACCUGUGCUAACAUUAGCCAAACUACAGAAAUGGAAGCCAACUGACAUUUAAAGCAGCACCAUAACGGUGGGGUUUCCGUAUUUCUGCGUUCAUAUUUGGAUAUUUUUUCAUCUCUACUCAUUUCUCAACUUCCUCUUGCAAAAAGCGUUGGGUUUUAUGAACAAAUUGAGUGUUUCGACCGUGCUUAGUCCCACUUCAGUCGGAGCUAGCCUAAUUAGCUAGCUAGCUAACAGCUAACGUACAGUAGCAACAGUCUCCAAGGCAACAAUGAACAUUCUACCGAAGAAGAGCUGGCACGUGCGCAACAAAGAUAACGUCGCUCGCGUGCGGAGGGACGAAGCCCAAGCCGCAGAGGAGGAGCGCGAGGCCAAACGUCGCGUGGAGCGUGCAGAGCAAGAGGCUCGUACAGAAUAUCUGAGAAGGAAAGCUCGAGCUGCUCUUUCUUCAGCAGGAGAGAGGAAGCACGAUGAGGAUGAUGGUGAACAGAGUGGAGCUCUGGAGCAUCUCAAUCUUUUUCCCCUGGAGGACUCCUCAGAGAAGAAGGGGAACGAGGAAUAUCUCAAAGAAAAGAGGGAUGAAAAGGAGAAGCAGGAACGAGCCAUCGGCUUGCUGGUGUCUCUCGGACCUCAACCAGGGUCUGAAGUCACUCCGUGGUACAUGAAGACCGGCAAAGAUAAAGAAGAGAGGAAGGAAAAAGAGGAGAGGAGAGAAAAAGAAAAGAGGAAGGGAAUCAGUGAAGAGGAGAGAGAGAAGAAAGAUCGCAGAUUGAAAGAUAGUUUAGACCCGUUGAAGGAUAUGAAGAAAGCGCUGGCUAUAAAGGACCGAAAACACCACAGCAGCAAGAAAAAGGAAAAAAGAGACAAAGGGAUGAAGAUAAGCAGCGGAGAGAGCUCCAUAGAAAGGUUACGCGCUGAGCGCCUGCAGAGGGAGGCUGAAGAAAGGAGGCGAGCCCAGGCCCUGCUCGACCAGAGGAACGGCAAAGGGAAGGAGGCGGGGAAGGAGGUGAAUGAGAGGGAGAGGCCGUACAACAGUGCGUACUUUCCUGAACUUGCUCGAAAGCGCCAAAGACGGGAUCGAGAGAGCUGGAGAGAUGAAAUACUAAAAUCAUGAACCGUCUUUAUUGGUGUUAGUGGAUAAACAUUGUGACCAGAGUCAGAUAAAGCAAAUGGAAAAAGAGGAAAGACGGUAACGUGGAAAGUGUGUCAGAGCGGCUUCAGAGCCACAUAAAGAACAUAUUAGUAACCUGGUCGUGGUCGGUUCGUUAAUAAAGCUGCAGCUUGUCGGCCACUUUCUAUUUAAUUUGUUCACCCACAGAGUCAGAGGUCAGAUUCGGCCAUAGUUACCAUUAAACCCCGCAGUGGUUCGCUCAUGAUCACGUCAGCAGGGCAGAUGGUUGUCAUCACAGGGGGCUUCAAGGUCGAGCUCUCAGCAAAGAAAACAUGCUGUGAACAACUGUUCGAAUCAUUCAUAUAUUACCGAAAAAAUUCAAAAAUAUUGUAUGAUGGUAGAAAAAUUAACAACAGUCUUUCAGUGGCGAAAUGAUGAAAAUGCAGCCUAACAGUUCGAGUAGCUGAAUCAAUAAGUUGAUGGAAAAUUGAUUAUUUUAAAGCUUAAUUGCAAACCAGAGUCCGUUUCCACAUUUUAUUUUUGAAACAGAUUUUUUUUUUUGUAGUUUCGGAUCGAUCAAAUAAUUUGAAGAUGUCAACUUGUGCUCUAGGAAAUUCUAACAAACAUUUUCACUGUUUUGUGACAUUGUAUUGACAAAAUAUUUUAUCUACUUAUUUUGAAAAUAUUCAGCUGAUCAGUCAAUAAUUUACAAAAACUUAAUUUGCAGCUCUACGUGAGAUCAUACAGUACAUGCCAGCUGUAAGUGCUGUGGAUAAAAAAGACUGUUUAAGGUUUAUUUAUAUUUUUCUGGAAGUAAAAAAGUCCCCGAAUCCUUAUUUCAUGUGCUGUUGUCUGAUCUUUGUAAACUGAACAUUUUUGCAUUUAAUUUAACAUUUGACAUGUCAAAGCAGGAAAAGGUUACAGGUGCACAUAAUAAAAUUAAUGUGCGUCUAAUGCCAUUAUGCUGCAAUUUUAGGGUCCUGACAUUGUGCAUGCUGGCUCACUGUCAUGAUUCAAAGGGACACUCAAAAAAGAGAGAAACCAUAAUAAUGUUAAUGGUAACACCUGUGUAUUUUAUUUUUACUCUGACAAGUCAAAAGGUCUGCUGUUAAAAAAAGGCAUACGCCAUAUCCCGCCAUCAGUGAGCAGCAAAAAGACUGACACAGCUUUUUUCAUUAAAAUUAUUUUACAAAUACACGUAAAAA